Messenger RNA from Mugil cephalus (flathead mullet), 2291 nucleotides. RefSeq names its product bucky ball-like. Bases 216 to 2033 code for a protein of 605 amino acids. The record is from RefSeq and is a predicted model, not a curated record. Lineage: Eukaryota; Metazoa; Chordata; Actinopteri; Mugiliformes; Mugilidae. The transcript has 7 exons.
UACUAACGAGCGGAGGUGUUUCUCUUUUGUUAGUAGGAUGUCAUGUGGACCUGAGAGUGAAGCGUUUCUACUUCUGUUUGUUUAAAGAGAAACUGACUGUUUAAUAAUAAUAAAAGAAGGCUCGCCUUUAAUUUUCAGAAAGUGAGGGAUGUUUAUUUUUUCAUCCCUCUGCUGUGUUUUAUUUCUGACAGGUUGAGCGAGAACGUUAAGGAAAAAUGGACGACACAAGCAAACAGUCUCAUUCAUUUGGGAGUGGACAACAGAGAAGUCCUCACCCCCGACCUUUUUUCUAUGUCCAGCCACCUUCUCAGCCUUACUACUUCUACCAGCACUGGCAGCUCAACAACCCCUACGGUCACUAUGGUUUCCCUGGAGGUUUUAAUUUGGCUCGUCCCCUCCUACAUCCGUACCAGUAUAUGCAUUAUCCCGGCUUUGCCUUCCCACAUGCUCCAGUGUAUCCAAUGGAUUACAGGCGAAUGUUUGAACCCCGCUUCCACGCUCCGUCCUGGGGUGACGUGCCUCGCCAGCACCAUUACUCGCAGCCUCAAGGGCGCAGAGAAAUGUCCAGCUCAGAGGUUCAGACCGACCCCAGCGACGCCAUCACCAAGCUCAUCGAGUGCCUGGAUAAGAUUCGAGAUGGUGAGUUGCAGGGCGCCGACCGAGAGCUCGACUCUGGUGUCGCUUCCCAGUCCUCGGGAAUGAUUUCUCCUGGUGAAGAGAGGAAAAAUGAAGAGCAGGGGAACCUCCUGGCUUCAGUGCCUCAUGACAGCCAUUUGGAGUCCACGGCUGUGACCUUCAGUGACUCCACUGCAGCGGUGUACGACGGGGAGUCGAGCCAAAGGAGCCUGGACGUCCUGAGUCCUGAGGUGUGCUGGUCGGGAGGACUUGGAGAGGACCUGCCUCUUGACAGCUCCUCUGUUCAUGAAGAGUGUCACGAGUCGAAGCACCCAGCUGCAAAUGAACAUUUCUUCCCCCUUGAAAAGGAAGAGGUCACGGAUAUCCAAUCAGAAAUCCCUGUAACUAAUCACAGUCUUCCCAAAUGUGAUUCUGAGGAGCCCCUCAAGGCCACGCUUGCUCCCAGUCACCAGGAACUCAAGGAGACUAAAACCAGCAGUAAAGUUUCAAAGGCAGAACAUUCGCUUUUUGAGGGGGGCAAACAGGAUCAGGGCUACCAGAUCCUCAAACUGCCAUUUGAUAGUGUUUUAACCCCAGGAGCUGGCUGCAUCUCCCCCCCAGCUGCCCCUUACUACUACAACUGCCUAUCCAUGCAGAUGACAGGCGAGCGGAUAAGCGUCCUCAGUCCGUCUCUGGAUGAGCUGUCCUCCAGAGAUGAGAUGUUCUCCACGGACCUGGACGAUGUGGAUUUCUUCCCCAGGCAGGUGUACGCUGGCAGGCGGCUCACAGAGGUCAAAGGUGGAUCCCCUGAAGCUCCAGGCGAAGAUGUGUGGCAGUCAGGAUCGAAGAGGUUCAUGUGCGCCUGUUGUGGGAAAAGCCUGGGUAAAGGGACGGGCAGUAAGAGCAAGGCCCACAGCUCCAAGAUGUACAGGGAUGACGCUGGAGAGUCGGAGGAGGAGAGCAGAUACGUAAGAGGGUGCGAGCAGUCGGUCAGAGUGGUUGUGAGGAAGCAUCCCGCAGCAAGGAAGCCUCAGCCACUCCCUCAGAGACAUCCAGCAAAACCUUGGUAUAAAAGAAGUCCUUACAAAGAGCCGUCGGAUCCAGUGGCGCGGGAGGACCUCCAUGAUGUUUGCAAGCAGGAGCCGGCAGAAGGUGACACCGGAGACGGCAGUGAGUUGCAAUGCAGGACAUGUGAGGACAGACUCUGCAGAGAGGAUCUGACCACAUCUGACCAAGCCAGGUGGGCAGACGCUGACGUGAUCCCCAGGAGGAGACAAACGACCCCUCUGCAACGACAAGAGAUGAACCCUCAGUGGAAAGCGUUGUACCACAGGCCAAGAGACAACCGCGACGAUGACGACGACGACGAGCCACACUGGGAGAGAGGCUCGGCAAUAAGAGGAGAACAGAGAUGUUGACAUCCCUUGACUGACUCUCGACCUUGGUGUGUGUUGAACUGUCCCCCUUAAAAAAUAUUUAGAGCACCGGGUGAAACUCACUGCACAGGAGACCUCUUUAUGUUGGAUAAAAUAAAUAAUAAAAAAAAAAAGGGAUGAAGAUUCUGCACUUUUCAUGAUGGAUUUCACAGACGGGAAACAUGGCUGAAAGGUCAUGUUGCAGAUGAUGGUGUGCCACUGUUUGGGGCCAGUCCAAUAAAAAAUAUUGUCAUUAUUUAA